AUGGUCUCUGCCCUUUGGCCGAUGCUUGGAGAAGAGCGUUGUGGCAGGGUGGCCUUUCUGGACCUUGUCUCCAAUAUGGAUUUUCAUCGAUAUGUUUCAACAUUUGCAAGUGACGAUGAUUGUAAAGACUGGAAUUUCUUAAACUGUUUCCAGUACCUGAAAGAUUAUGCAGAAUUUCCAUUUACUUCAGACAGCAAACAAGAUAUCUUAGAUGCAUUUAUUAAAGUCUAA
Messenger RNA from Funneliformis geosporum, 231 nucleotides. Lineage: Eukaryota; Fungi; Glomeromycota; Glomeromycetes; Glomerales; Glomeraceae. The record is from the annotation of a GenBank genome assembly.